This is a messenger RNA of Linum trigynum, 1533 nucleotides long. NCBI's taxonomy places the organism in Eukaryota, Viridiplantae, Streptophyta, Magnoliopsida, Malpighiales, Linaceae. The record is from the annotation of a GenBank genome assembly.
AUGGCGACUCCCCUGCCUCUCUUCUCCCAACUUCCGGCAUCCAAACCUCCCCAGCAACAAUUCACCCAAUUUACGGCCACCGCUCCACCCCCACCGUCUCCUCUCUUCUCCUCUCCCAAACCGGCCGUGAAAACCCACCGCACCAGAAUCCAGAGCAAGUUCGGAUCCUUCCUCGACCUGAAACCCGAAUCCGUACCCGAACCCAUAAUUUUCCCUGACCUCCCCUGGCACGACCCGACACCCUCGCCGCGAUCCUCGCAAUUCGACGUCAUCAUCAUCGGCGCCGGCCCCUCCGGCCUCCGCCUCGCCGAGCAGGUCUCCCUCCGCGGCGUCCGGGUCUGCUCCGUCGACCCGUCGCCGCUCGCCUCCUGGCCCAACAACUACGGCUCGUGGGUCGACGAGUUCGAGCCCAUGGGCCUCUCCGACUGCCUGGACCACACCUGGCCCAUGGCCACCGUCCACAUCGACGACACCCGAACCAAGUACCUCGACCGGGCCUACUGCCGGGUCAACCGAACCAAGCUCAAGACCAAGCUCCUCACCAACUGCGCCUCCAACGGCGUCGUUUUCAAGUCCGCCAAGGUCUGGGAAAUCCACCACCGCGAGUUCGACUCCACCGUCGCCUGCGACGACGGGACCGAACUCAAGGCGAGCCUAAUCGUCGACGCGACCGGAUUCGGCACUCCGUUCAUUGAAUACGACAACGUUUACAAGACAAAACCCAGGAACGAAGGGUUCCAGAUCGCGCACGGGAUCUUGGCCGAGGUGGAAGGAGGGCAUCCGUUCGAUCUGGACAAGAUGCUGCUGAUGGAUUGGAGGGAUUCACACAUGGGGAACGAGCCGUACCUUCGAUCGGGGAAUUCGGAGUUCCCGACGUUUCUCUACGCGAUGCCGUUUGAGCCCGAUUUGGUGUUCUUGGAAGAGACGUCGCUCGUCAGCCGGCCGACGUUGCCGUACAAGGACGUGAAGCUGAGGAUGGCGGCGAGAUUGAGGCAUAUGGGGAUUAAGGUGAAGCGGGUGAUCGAAGAGGAGAAGUGCUUGAUUCCGAUGGGCGGGCCGUUGCCGCGGAUUCCCCAGAGCGUGAUGGCGUUUGGUGGGAAUUCAGGGGCGGUUCAUCCUUCUACAGGGUACUUGGUGGCGCGCACUAUGGCUCUGGCUCCAACCAUGGCCAACGUCAUAGCCGAGUGCCUCGGUUCGACCAGGAUGAUCCGGGGCCGACCGCUGUACGACCGGGUGUGGAAAGGAUUGUGGACCCCGGAAAGGAAGUCGGAGAGGGAAUUCUACCGGUUCGGAAUGGAGACAUUGUUGAAGCUCGAUCUUGAUGGAACUAGGAGGUUUUUCGAUGCCUUCUUUGACUUGGAUCCUUACUAUUGGCAUGGGUUUCUUUCUUCAAGGUUAUCACUUGGAGAGCUUUUGAUGCUGAGCUUGACUUUGUUUGGCAAUGCCUCUAAUCCUUCCAGGCUUGAUAUUGUUACCAAGUGCCCUGUUCCUCUGGUCAAGAUGGUUGGCAAUUUGGCCGUUGAAACCAUUUGA